This is a messenger RNA of Gadus chalcogrammus (walleye pollock), 3037 nucleotides long. RefSeq names its product putative nuclease HARBI1. The coding region runs from base 327 to 1433 and encodes 368 amino acids. The record is from RefSeq and is a predicted model, not a curated record. The transcript has 3 exons. NCBI's taxonomy places the organism in Eukaryota, Metazoa, Chordata, Actinopteri, Gadiformes, Gadidae.
UCACAUAACCGGGUAAGUGAACCCAGGGUUUUCGGUAACCCUAGGUUUUCCGUUCCAAAAGGAUCACGGUAUGUUAGUUGCUAUAGCAACAUAUGCUCUGAAUCAAACCUGCCGGUUUUAUCACAUAACCGGGUAAGUUAACCCAGGGUUUGCGGUAACCCGAGGUUUUCCGUUCCAAAAGGAUCAAGGUAUCUUAGUUGCUAUAGCAACAUAUGCUCUGAAUCAAACCUGGUCGGAGCAGGUUUUGCGCAGGUUAAGUUAAAAGAUAACCCGGUUUUGCUCAGGGUAUUUAAACCCGCGUUCACCACAGCUUUUACGUGAUCACAAUGGCAUGCCCUUUUGACGAGAGGCCGAUUGAUAUCGGAGCGCAAAUAAUUCGUGCCAUUCACAGAGAGAGAAUAAUUAGACCACGGCUCGACAUAUUGUCCUUUCCGGAGGACUUUUUGCUGGAGAGAUAUCGUUUUUCACGUGAUUCUUUGCUUUAUUUAAAUAACCUUCUCCAACCAUACAUUGCAAAUGUGACCAAUCGUGGAUCUGCCCUCAGUCCACUCCAAACAAUUUGCACAGCUCUCCGUUUUUUUGCGACGGGAAGCUUUUUGUACAGCGUAGGAGAUGCUGAGCACAUAGGCAAAGCCACGGUCUGCCGCUCAGUACGUAAAGUCUGUCUUGCGCUGAAGCGGUUGUUGCGGAACUUCAUCGUAUUUCCAGGCCAUAAACCCACGAGACGCAUGAAAAUGGAGUUUCACCAACUUGCAGGUCAGCAUUAUCUACUUUACGUGUUCCCAAAUGGCACCGAAAUUACCCUCGUUGACUUUUCAUCUGGGUGUUUUAUUUCAGGAUUUCCAAAUGUAAUUGGGUGCAUUGAUGGCACACAAGUGCCCAUACUGGCCCCAUCUAUAAAUGAGGCAGAUUAUGUGAACAGGAAAGGCUAUCACAGUAUAAAUGUUCAGAUGAUAUGUGAUGCUUCCCACAUGAUCACCAAUGUAGAGGCAAAAUGGCCUGGUUCAGUCCACGAUGCAAGGAUGUAUCGUGAAUCCAAUUUGAGCCGUAAAUUUCAAGAGGGGCAAUUCGAUGGGUGGAUCCUAGGAGAUCGAGGGUAUCCAUGCCUCCCGACGCUCAUCACCCCGUACCCUAAUCCCGCUCCUGGACCACAGACUACAUUAAACCGGGCACACAGCAGAACCCGCGUUAAGAUUGAAAACACAUUCGGGAUAUUGAAGUCCAGAUUUCAAUGCCUACGUGGACUAAGGGUUUGUCCGGAACGGGCAUGCGACAUUAUUGUUGCAUGCGCCGUCCUCCACAAUAUCGCCACCCUGCGCAAAGAGAUGCCUCCCCCCUUUGACCCGUUCCUCGAGGAGGAACACAUUCCCCAAAUGGAUUCAAGGGCUGGACAAAGGAUGCGGGAACACAUUUGCCAAAAUCACUUCAAUUAAAAAAAAAAAAACACCCAACACUGUUUUUAUCAAUCAUUUUUAUUCUUUAGUUGCUGAGGGAGGAAAAAUAAUAUAAUUAGACAUUGAAUAGCAAUAUCAUGUCCGCGUUGAAUUUCUGCCCAACCUCCUUUUUUUACCUCUAUCAGCAGCUUCGUGUACUCCAUUUGCAAAUCAGCCUUAGCGAUUUCCCGCUGAAGAUGAAGUCGAUAUAAUUCUUUAGUAGUCAACUGAAAUAGAGGAAAAUAUUGUUUUACCAUUCAAGCGACAUACUUGGCCAAUAAAUUAAGUGAGUAGCCUAGGAUAUGUCUUACAUGCUGAUAUUGCGACCCUGAUGUACCCGCCGCUUCCUCGACCACAGUCUGUUAAGAGACAAGUGAGUUUGAGAACACUGUUAGUUUGGUUGAAUCGUCAAUAAUGACUUGGAACUGGCAAGAAAAAGCGAGGCCUAUACCUCAGUUCUUUCAGACCCAUCCAUGGCAAUAUUUUCAUCGGCCUCCUGUCAUACAAAGAGCAAAUAUAGGCCUAUUGGCUGAGUAUUUUGAGAUGCGCUUACAACAGAAAUGUAAAAAAAAAAAACCAGGCCUACCGGACUUGCAUAAACUGGAGGAUUCGUAGCCGGCUCGAUUAAAAGCAAUACUCCGUCUUGAUCUGUGAAGUUGAUUAAUUAGUCACGUUUAGGAAUAGAGCCACAUAGGCCUAUACAGCAGGCAUACAACAAACAUGGGGUUUUCUACCCAGCUACAAAAUAACAUUUGGAACAUUUGCGCUAUGACACACACACGGCUUGCAUGCGUUCGCAUACAAAAAAUGAAAUAACAAAAAAACCUACAUUCAACCAGUGGGUUGACAGUGGACGGAGAUGGCCCCGGACUCUCGGAGGAGGUACCUCCAGGUAUCCCCUCCAUGCCAGGGCGCCCUGCAUUAAUGGUUAGAGCCAGCUCCUCAACCGUGGUGAAGGUAAUUGGAGGGCCCGAUCCAGUCUGCCGACUGUCGGCCCUCUUACGAUUGGCUUUAAAAAUAAAAAAAUGGGCUAUUAAAAUACAGGAGCAGUGACAAAUAGGCCUAUGAUAUGACAAAUAUGUAGGACGAUGGUGGGAAAAGCUUACCAGCUUGUAUAACGUUUUUGUAUUUCAUUUUUACUUGUUCCCGAGUUCGUUUGGGGGCCGUCGGAUUACAUCUUUAUAGAUAACAGAUUAUGGAAUGUUAAGAAAGCUUAACUGAGAUAGGUAAUGAAUGGAUUCAGUUCAAAUAUUUAGGAUAGUGCUUUUACCAUGACACUUACGAAUUUACGCGGUCAGCUAUCCUCUGCCAGGCUUUAUUUCUCAUUAUGGAAGAUGCUUUAGUGUUGCAUUUCCUCAUUAUCACUCCCUUUUCCUCAUCGUAACUCUCCAGGAGAACCUGGAGGUCGAGAUCUGAGAAAUAUGCGGCCCGUUUCGCCAUAUUGAUCGGUAAUUCCAUGAUCCAUACAUCACGUCUUUAUAGGUUUGGCGUGGACGCGCACAACCCUGUGUUAACCAACCGCGAGGUGAUUGAACUAAUGCAUAACCGCUGCUGUGGAACCGAAAACUCUGGGUUGGUCGGCACAGGGUCAAUCACCCUAGAGU